AUGCAACACCUCCAAGAACUCGAGUCUCGUCUCGACCGCCUUAUUUCGGAAAAUCGUCUUCUCGCCGCCGCUCGUGAGGAAGCUGAAGAUAAACUCCGCAAGACCUCCGUCGCCCGACGCAAGAGUGACCAUGCCCUCAACAGCCGCGACGCUGAUCUGCGGGACAGGGAUGCCGAAGUGGAACAAUUGAAGAGCUCGCUGGAGUGGUUGCAGAAGGAAGUAGCCCGUCUGACCGAGGAAAAUGCCGGGCUCACGACGACGAGCUCCAACCUCACUGCCACUCAUGCGCAGGAGGUCCAAGUUAUGCAGGAGACGUUCGAUCGCCAAGUCGAUGCAUUGCGCUCGGAGAAUCAACAACUGUCGGCAGAAAUGCACGAUCGGGUGCGACAAGAAGUGGAGACGGCAUUGGCCCAGAAGGACAUGGAGCUACGACGGCUACGAGAGGAACUGGAGAAUGCUCGCGACAAGGUGAAACAACUACAGCAACAGAUCGCGGCAGCCAUGCAGGACGACGUCUUGGUCUUCCGCGACGAGGAUUACUUCGAUGCUGCUUGCCAGAAGCUAUGUGGUCAUGUACAGCAAUGGGUCCUCCGUUUCUCCAAGCAUUCCGACCACCGUCGCUGCCGCAAGCUCAGCGAUCUGCAAGAUGAAAAGAUUGCCGACCGGUUCGACAACGCCAUCCUGGACGGUUCCGAUGUAGACAGCUACCUCGGCGAUCGAGUUCGUCGUCGUGAUGUAUUCAUGUCUGUUGUCAUGACCAUGGUAUGGGAGUUUAUCUUCACACGAUACCUAUUCGGCAUGGAUCGUGAGCAACGACAGAAGCUCAAGUCUCUGGAGAAACAGCUGGCCGACAUUGGUCCACGCAGUGCUAUCCAUCGGUGGCGUGCCACUACUCUGACUUUGCUUUCGAAACGGCCAACCUUCUCGAAGCAGCGUGAGAGCGAUACCGAGGCUGUCGCCUUGGAGAUCUUUGACACUCUGUCACGCCUCCUCCCGCCACCUACCAAUGUCGAGGCCCAGCUUCUGGACUCGCUUCGCAAGGUGCUCCGUGUCGCGGUCCACCUGUCAAUUGAGAUGCGCACACAGCUGGCAGAAUACAUUAUGCUACCGCCACUGCAGCCCGAGUAUGACACCAAUGGUGAUCUUGCUCGCCAGGUCUAUUUCAACGCCUCCUUAAUGAAUGAGCGCAGUGGAGAGACCACGUCAAAUGAAGAGCUGGAAUCGCAGCAAGCGGUAGUCCGGGUUGUUCUGUUCCCAUUGGUGGUGAAGAAGGGCAAUGACCGGGGAGAAGGCGACGAUGAAGUGGUCGUCUGCCCGGCCCAAGUGCUCAUUGCCAGACCCAACAAGGACAAGAAGGUGGUGAAGAUGCUCAGCGGCGACCGCAUGUCCCUGGAUGCCACGAGAUCGGUCCACAGCGUCGCCCCGUCGUCAACCAUGGACAUGAGCAAUGUGAUUUGA
This is a messenger RNA of Aspergillus vadensis CBS 113365, 1458 nucleotides long. RefSeq lists its product as uncharacterized. The record is from RefSeq and is a predicted model, not a curated record. The coding region runs from base 1 to 1458 and encodes 485 amino acids. The transcript has a single exon. NCBI's taxonomy places the organism in Eukaryota, Fungi, Ascomycota, Eurotiomycetes, Eurotiales, Aspergillaceae.